AAAAAUUACAUUCAAAAUUCAAAAACUUUCGCACGUCGGUCAUCGUGUUGUUUUGUUUUCCUUUAUUUUAAUUUAUUGAAACAGUUGAAUAUAGAUUUGUGGAUUUAGGUUCUAAUUCAAGUUCACCUCUUUCUUUCUUCAAUGGUAAAUCUGACAAUGAAUCCUUCACUGCACGUAGAAAUUGUGAAGAAACCUCACAGCACAGCUAAUGACACUUACAUCAUAGGCUUAGUUAAUUCCUAUCUCCUGAACUUUUUAUCCCUAACGCCUGGUGCUACGUUAAAAGGCUUUGAAAACUACCCUGACAUAGAGGAACAUGUAAACUCUGUUACGAUCUGCGAUGUUGACUACAAAACACCCGUGCAGAUGUCGAAGACAAAACUGGUGUAUCAUUGCUACACGUUGGACGCCCUGGGCCCAGAAACCGAUACGAUAACCGACGGAACAUCAGGAGAGGAGCUCCCGUCAGCCGAGAUGUGGUCAUUACCGUGUGAAGAAUUCGACGGCCUUUGGGCGAGUCUUAUUUACGAUACUAAAGUUAAAGAAGACACAUUGAGGUUUGUUGAGACUGCAUUCGAGUUCUCGGACCGGCGCGUGGACACGAACCUCAUCAGCUGCAACCGCGUGGUGCUGCUGCACGGGCCGCCCGGCACCGGCAAGACCAGCCUGUGCAAGGCGCUGGCGCAGAAGCUCGCCAUCCGCAUGCGCGACCGCUUCCCGCGCGCGCGCCUGCUCGAGAUCAACAGCCACAGCCUCUUUUCCAAAUGGUUCUCGGAGAGUGGUAAACUAGUCUUCAAGCUGUUUGACAAGAUCCUUGAGAUAGUUGAAGAUACGGAGCUUCUGGCUUGUGUGCUGAUAGAUGAAGUUGAGUCCCUGACUCAUGCUCGCAAAGCUGCUCUUUCAGGGCUUGAGCCAUCAGAUUCCUUACGAGUAGUGAAUGCUAUACUUACUCAGUUGGAUCGGAUCCGGAGGCAUCCAAAUGUUUUGGUUUUGACAACAUCCAAUGUGACAGAAGCCAUUGAUGUUGCAUUUGUAGAUCGGGCUGAUAUAAAGAGAUAUGUCGGCCCUCCAUCUCAGUAUGCAGCCUUUGAGAUCCUAAGAGGAUGCUGUGAGGAAUUAAUGACAAGAAAUAUAGUGUACCCACAUGAAAGAUUGUUUGAUAUGAAGGUUCUAAAAGACAGCAACUUCCCGGAGAGUGAUGCGGCGAGCCCCAGCUACCUGCUCAUGGAGAUAGCGAAGGAGGCUGCUAACUCAGAGUUCAGUGCCCGCUCCCUGCGCCGCCUGCCCUUCCUGGCCCGAGCUCUGUAUUCACAUGACAAACCCAACUUGACAGAGUUUCUUCAUGCAUUAAAAAUGGCGUUGGAGCAGUACCAGUUUGAUACUACAGCUUUUAACAGUAAAGACAAAAGUGAUAAAGAAAACCAAGCCCCUAUAACAAAUGGACACUGAUGAAUUAAUUUUUAUAUAUUUUCUUUUGUGAUUUCUAGUUAUAAGUACCUAAAUGAUAUUUUUUGGAUGUAAUAAAAUACUUGUAUGAGUAAUAGUAUUUUUAUUGACUGAAUGGAAGCUACAGUACUCUUAGGACUUAUUUAUCAUUAGUUAUUAGAAAUACAUUAUAUUUACAUAACUACAAAAUUUACUUAGUGCUCUAAUGUAAUAAAAACAUUAUUAGCAGAAAACCAAAAAUACACACAUGAAUUAUUGUAGGAAUUGUGUAUUAUCUUCAUCGCCAAUUUCACAAUAAUAAAAAAACAAAGGUUAUAUUUAAAGGGUUCUUAAGUUUAGCUCCAAACAUAAACACAGCAUUAUUAUAAUAACUAUUUACAAUAUUUUUAUUGACAAACCUUAUCACAUUUUGCAAAUUUUAAUUCCAACCCAACAUUUUGGAAAUAGGGUGAGAACUAUAAUGUGAUACUAUAAAAACAUAGGUAUCGUGUAAAUAUUAAUUCCCGUCUGAUAUUGUGCCAUUUGCAUAUAUUCGCGGUGACAAUAAUGGCUCUUGCAUCGGUUCUAUUGCGUAUCUUAUCCUAAAGCUAGGUUUUUGGUUCACAAGUAUCAAACUGUGAUGAUAACUACAAUUUUACAGGGGUUACAAUUUAUUUUGUAAGGUCUUGCAACAACUAAUAAGUAAAUCUCUGCAAAAAGAUCACAUAACCUGUAGAUCUAGCAAUUCUCUCAAAAGUUCCUCACCAUAUCGGGUUAAGCAGCAGAUCAUAAA
This is a messenger RNA of Plutella xylostella (diamondback moth), 2218 nucleotides long. RefSeq names its product pachytene checkpoint 2 protein (gene pch2). Gene Ontology annotation, biological process: reciprocal meiotic recombination; meiotic recombination checkpoint signaling. Gene Ontology annotation, cellular component: nucleus; chromosome. Gene Ontology annotation, molecular function: ATP hydrolysis activity; ATP binding. NCBI's taxonomy places the organism in Eukaryota, Metazoa, Arthropoda, Insecta, Lepidoptera, Plutellidae. The record is from RefSeq and is a predicted model, not a curated record.